CCAAACAUUUAAAUGUCAAAUAAAAGCAAACAUAUAUUGUUUUUAUUGAGUAUCCUCCAAGUAGUAAUUAUUUUAAAUAGCUGUGUAAUCGAUUGUUAAAGAUGACUUCUACUUUAAAUACUGUUGGGGAGGAUAUGACAGAUACCGUUAUUAGAUAUGGAUUGUUUUUAGGUGCAUUGUUUCAAAUCGCUUGCUUCGUUGCUUGUAUUAUCAUGCCGGACACAAGCAAAGACCAGCAUUUAUUUAAUAAUCACAAGGGAAUUGAAAGCGAGGACUCGAGCUCUGAACAGUCAUCACCACAAAAUACACCCAGACGCCCUUAUCAUAGAACUCGUAAACAGGAUAAGAAAAAGAGGCGAUAGAUUUUUAUUCCUUUAGUGC
Ctenocephalides felis (cat flea) is the source of this 381-nucleotide messenger RNA. RefSeq names its product protein anon-73B1. The record is from RefSeq and is a predicted model, not a curated record. Gene Ontology annotation, cellular component: membrane. The transcript is spliced from 2 exons. The coding region runs from base 102 to 362 and encodes 86 amino acids. Lineage: Eukaryota; Metazoa; Arthropoda; Insecta; Siphonaptera; Pulicidae.